AUGACAUUGUCACCGUCCGAGCAACAAUUGUUCGCUAUAUCGGUCACAGAGCGCGUCUGCUCUGCUGUCUCCCUUAUCGGAACCUUUGUCAUUGUCACGACUUUUAUUGGAUCAUGCUCGUUCCGGAAACCAAUCAAUCGGUUGGUCUUCUAUGCUUCUUGGGGCAAUAUCAUGGCAAAUAUUGCGACGUUGAUCUCACAAGACGGUAUUCAUGCUGGCGUUGAGGGCUCUUUGUGCCAGCUCCAAGCUUUUCUGAUUCAAUGGUUCAUGCCAGCAGAUGCCCUGUGGACGUUGGCCAUGGCUUGCAAUGUCUAUUUGACAUUUUUCCAUAAAUACAACUCAGAGCAGCUACGUCGACUGGAAUGGAAGUAUGUUCUGUGCUGCUAUGGUCUACCAUUCAUUUCCGCAUUUGUAUACUUUUUUAUCAAUACCCAAGCCCGGGGUCGUGUAUAUGGCUCUGCCGUUUUGUGGUGUUGGGUAGCUUUACCGUGGGAUUGUCUCCGAAUUAUUGUUUUCUAUGGCCCUGUCUGGUUUGUCAUAUCCUUAACGUUCGCCAUUUACCUACGUGCCGGUUCAGUGAUAUAUCAAAGGCGCCGUCAACUCCGGGACCUUGGGGCCAUUGAAUCAUUUGAUCCCGAAGUCAAUUCUGGAAUACCUCCCAAGUGUGCGGGUAUUCAGGUCACUCGCGAGAUUGCGUACUCUUUACCGGAGAGUCGAUAUGUGUCGACCAGCGGUGCCAGGACAACCCGGAGUUUUCCAUCACCCUUCAAUCCAUACUCAGUGACAAUUGAGGGUGGUCCUUUCGAACCCAUAGCAUUUUCCCAGUCCGCCCGCCCACGGCCUGGACCCAGUCCUCUUCGAACAGAGAUGUCUCUCAAGGCGGUGCGCUCCGAGGGAGCCGACUCUAAUUCCCAAAGACGAAGCACAGAAAACAAUUCUGCAGCUUGGGCGUACACCAAGUAUGCAAUGUUGUUUUUCAUUGCUUUGCUUGUGACCUGGGUAUUCUUCCUACUCCAGCUUGCCCGAGUAUAUGCUCUAGCUCGUCCGGACGAUUUCUGUUUCGGUCUAAAUUACGCUUCUAGUUUUGUUCUCCCACUACAAGGAUUCUGGAACAGUCUCAUAUAUGUCUCCAUUUCAUGGCCUGCGUUCAAAGCUCUCUGGGCAAACUUGCGUUAUCGCAAGACAGUAUUGCAUAGGUUUUGCAAGUCCUAG
Molecule: messenger RNA, 1212 nt
Organism: Penicillium pulvis
Lineage: Eukaryota; Fungi; Ascomycota; Eurotiomycetes; Eurotiales; Aspergillaceae
Product: putative cAMP receptor-like protein
Exons: 4
Coding region: 1-1212 (403 amino acids)
Biological process (GO): cell surface receptor signaling pathway; adenylate cyclase-activating G protein-coupled receptor signaling pathway
Cellular component (GO): plasma membrane
Molecular function (GO): G protein-coupled receptor activity
Source: RefSeq, a predicted model, not a curated record